AUGAUACAAGAGGCUAAUGACACCUUGAAUCAAAACUUCAAGAUGAAGGAUUUAGGUGCACUAAGGUAUUUUCUGGGGAUAGAAUUAUUGAAAUCAAAAGAAGGUAUACUGUUGAAUCAAAGAAAAUAUGCUUUGCAGCUUCUCUCUGAAGAAGGAUUGAGUGGUCCUAAAACUGUAUCAACUCCUCUAGAAUUUAACCAUAAAGUCACCAGCUUGGAGCAUGAUGAACAGGAGGAAAAUACUAGUGAUCCGACCCUUGAAGAUGUGACAACUUAUCAAAGAUUAGUGGGAAAACUAUUGUACCUUACUAUAACUAGGUCGGACAUUUGUUUUGGAGUACAAGUGCUAAGUCAGUUCAUGCAACGUCCAAAAGUUUCACACUGGGAUGCUGCAAUCAGACUGAUAAGAUACAUAAAAGGAUUACCUAGUCUAGGUGUGUUGAUGAAGAGGGAUAAGGGAACAGUUCUCACAGGCUAUUGUGACUCAGACUGGGCAUCUUGUCCUAAUACCAGAAGAUCAGUGACAGGGUAUGCACUAAAAUUAGGAGAUUCCUUGAUCUCUUCAAAAUUAAAGAAACAGCCAACUGUGAGCAGAAGCUCAGUAGAGGUAGAGUAUAGGAGCAUGGCUGCACUGGUAGCAGAAUUGAUCUGGUUGGCUGGUUUGCUGAAGGAACUUAAUUUUACAGUCAAAUUACCAAUCAAGGUAUUCAGUGACAGUAAAGCAGCUAUUCAAAUAGCAGGGAACCUUGUAUUUCAUGAGAGAACAAAGCAUAUAGAGCUGGAUUGUCACUUCAUCAGGGAGAGAAUAAAGUCAGGCUAUUAA
Messenger RNA from Capsicum annuum, 822 nucleotides. RefSeq lists its product as uncharacterized. Bases 1 to 822 code for a protein of 273 amino acids. The record is from RefSeq and is a predicted model, not a curated record. The transcript has a single exon. Lineage: Eukaryota; Viridiplantae; Streptophyta; Magnoliopsida; Solanales; Solanaceae.